AUGGCUAAGAUGCGGGAAGGGCCUAGCAAGAAUAUGGUCAAGCAGAAGGCUUUGAGAGUGCUAAAACAAAAACGGAUGUAUGAAAAUCAAAAGGGUCAACUUGAUCAGCAGGCUUUCAAUAUGGACCAGAGUAAUUUUGCUCUUCAAGGAAUGAAGGAUAAUCAGGUCACUCUUGCUGCUAUGCAAGCAGGAUUGAAAACUAUGCAGAAGGAGUAUAAGAAAGUUAAUAUCGAUAAGAUUGAAGAUCUUCAAGACCAAAUGGAAGACAUGUUGGAUUUGAACAAUGAGAUCCAGGAAGCCAUGAGUCGGCAGUACGAUACCCCAGAUAUUGAUGAGGCUGAUCUCGAAGCUGAGCUGGCAUUGCUUGGCGAUGAGCUUGAGGGCGAGACGGACACCACCUACUUAGACGAAGCGUUGAAUGCUCCAGGUGUUCCAACUGCGAGGCCGACAAGCUCUAAGGUUGCGGAAGGUUUGGAAGUGGACGAAUUUGGUCUUCCCAAAAUUCCAGCUUCGUAA
Molecule: messenger RNA, 516 nt
Organism: Strongylus vulgaris
Lineage: Eukaryota; Metazoa; Nematoda; Chromadorea; Rhabditida; Strongylidae
Source: the annotation of a GenBank genome assembly